UAGUCAACCAGAUCAUGGCCAGGUAUCUCCACGGUGAUGAACAGAAAAGCUCCUACAGUGGACGCUGAAGUGGCAAACCGUGAGCUAAGGAUGGAGAAUAAACUACAGCAGGAGAUCAUCAUGCAAGCAAGAAAAGUCAAUCAAAAAGAGGCAAAAUGUCAGAAAAAGAAUGCAGAGGAAGUACAGCAGAUGAAAGAACACAUAUCUAUAACUGAGAUGGGAAAUGCAAAGCUAAAGAAACACAACAACAAGCUGAGGAGAAAAAUAUCCAAGCUUAAAAAACAAAUUCGUUCGCAAAAUGGCGAGAAACCCCUGAUGACUGUAAUGAAACACCAAAGAAGAUAUGCUCUCCCUGCUAAGGUGACUCUGGACUUUAACACAGCCCACAGACGACUAAUUCUAUCUGAUAAGAGGACAGCAAAGCUAUCUGGGUGUCCUAGGAGUUCCCAUAAUCAGCAGCAGGCACUAGAUGGGCAGCCCGUUGUGCUGGGUAGAAAAGGCUUCACCUCUGGACGUCACUUUUGGCAGGUGGGAGUGAAUAACCAAUGGAAAAUUGGAGUCACAAGAGCCUCCGCACAGAGGACUGGCAACGUUACCCUCUUUCCGCAUCAUGGCUACUGGUGCCUGAGUCACUGGAAGCACUUCUCCGCUCUCGCUACACCCAUGCACCGUCUCCCUGAGGGCGCAGUGCCUAGGGAACUGGGUGUUUGUGUGGAUGUUGAUGAGAAAUGGGUGUCUUUUUACAAUGCUGAGUCAAAGGCUCACAUUUUUAGCUUCACUGACAUGGAUUUCAGGGAAGGUGAAGAGAUCUAUCCCGUGUUCUGCACGCAGGAUGAAAAGCAAGAUCUUAAAAUCAGAAGACAACCCAUUCUGCCUUGCCCUAUAUUUGUCUCAGAUAAGAAGACUGUCAAUACUGGCAGAACUGGGGACAAAUGUGUAUGAACAGACAUUCAAACACUAGCCAAACACCAAAACAGCUUUCUUUCACCUCAGGAACAUAGCAAAGGUGCGACCAUUCAUAAACCAAAAAGAUGCCGAGAAGCUAAUUCAUGCUUUCAUAUCAAGCCGGCUAGACUACUGUAAUUCACUUUUUGCUGGUCUUCCCAAGAAAACAACUGAAAGACUCCAGCUCAUUCAAAACUCUGCAGCCAAAACUAAACUAUUAACCAAAACUAUUAAGCAAAACUAAAAGGAGAGAACACAUUAGUCCUGUCCUAGCCUCUGGCUUCCUGUUACCUUUAUAAUUGACUUCAAGGUCCUCCUCCUCACAUACAAAAUGAUAUACAUUUUUAUUAUGUCU
Molecule: messenger RNA, 1300 nt
Organism: Clupea harengus (Atlantic herring)
Lineage: Eukaryota; Metazoa; Chordata; Actinopteri; Clupeiformes; Clupeidae
Product: E3 ubiquitin-protein ligase TRIM38-like
Molecular function (GO): zinc ion binding; protein binding
Source: RefSeq, a predicted model, not a curated record